AUGAGUGCGACGUCGUUGGCGCCGGCGGUGUACGAUGUGCAGCAACUCGUCGAUUUCUACAGAUUGGCCUACAAAGCCGGUUUGUUGUUUUGCCGUCUGUGUGUGUGUGUUACUUUUCUUGGCUUUUUUUUCGGUUGUCCAAGCGCAGCAGCGCACGUACGUGAGAGCAGGGCCAGGCGUGAUGUUUUCGUCAAGCCGACCGCUACGUGGGGCGCUGCAAUCCGUCACACGUGA
Molecule: messenger RNA, 234 nt
Organism: Gongylonema pulchrum
Lineage: Eukaryota; Metazoa; Nematoda; Chromadorea; Rhabditida; Gongylonematidae
Source: the annotation of a GenBank genome assembly